AUGGACGGAGCUUCUGGAUCUAUGGGUUACAGUCCCAUUCAACAAGCUGAGUGCUGCACAGCGAGAAAUUGGCUAAUUGGGAUUGGUACGUUGAUUGGGUCUGCGUUGUUUGGAUAUUAUGUUGGUGUGCAUCUAUCAAAAAAGAAAGCUCGUCUUAACAGUAAAAUCAAACUUUUCACUGAUAAAGUGGCCGAAACGGUUGAUUUAGAAGAUAUUGGUGAGAAAAAAGUUUUCUGUCGGUGCUGGAAAAGCAACAAUUGGCCUUACUGUGAUGGAAGCCAUAACAAACAUAAUGAAAUCACUGGUGAUAAUGUUGGACCGCUCAUUGUGAAGAAGGCCCAAGCAUAA
Brugia malayi is the source of this 348-nucleotide messenger RNA. It is a transcript of the gene Bma-cisd-1, whose product is annotated as putative hematopoietic stem/progenitor cells protein MDS029, putative. Gene Ontology annotation, biological process: regulation of autophagy. The record is from RefSeq and is a predicted model, not a curated record. The transcript is spliced from 4 exons. Gene Ontology annotation, cellular component: mitochondrial outer membrane; intracellular membrane-bounded organelle. The coding region runs from base 1 to 348 and encodes 115 amino acids. Lineage: Eukaryota; Metazoa; Nematoda; Chromadorea; Rhabditida; Onchocercidae. Gene Ontology annotation, molecular function: 2 iron, 2 sulfur cluster binding.